CGAACGAACGAACGAAUGAACGAACGAAUGAACGAACGAACGAACGAACGUGGGACGCGCGGAGUAAAAAGGUCAGAGCGUCGACGGACACUCGCGGACAAUAUGGAUUUUAUCUCACCGCCGUGAAAGUGGGUCACGACGGCGACGUACGACGGCGACGGCGACUUGUGCGCACGCUUCGAUUAUCGAUUAAACCAUUCCGCGAGCAGGCGCCGUGAAUCCGUGGUCGCCGUCGUUCCGAGAUCUCAUCGCUCGUUCCUCAGAACGGGUGAGAGAUUUCAAAUCGCUCUCUCUAGCGCGCUAGCAUUCGUGUUAUCAUCACGCGCGCACGGCCGCGACGGGAGAGCGAGCGAGAGAAACCGAUGCGAGAUCGAGCGAUUCACGUCACCGCCGUCGCCGCUGCCGUCGCCGCCAUUGCGACGGGAAAGAUGCGGUGAAGUUUGCCGCGGAAGAGACAAGAGCUGUGUCGGCCAGUUGGGCGGGCGGAGCGCGCGAGUGGUCGGCUCUCGCGGAAAUCGGCCAUCUUGCUUAGUGCACGCUUGGACCUCGUAACGGAUAGUUGUUCGUCUCCGUCAGCCACCCUCUUCGGGCGGUCGUGCGUGUGCUGGCGGUGGUAAGAGCAACGAGGCUCUCUACGUGAUCCGCGAGCGCGGCGGAAUCACAACUGUGGAAAAGAAGGAAGAGAAGAAAAAGAGUGUGAGUGUGUGUGUGCGUGCGUGCGUGUGUCAACGAACGUUGUAACGCGGCUUUACGCGAGUCCGGCGGCAGGAUGGCGGGCAACGCGGGUAUGGAACAGUUGAUCCCGAUCGUGAACAAGCUGCAGGAUGCGUUCACACAACUCGGCGUGCAUAUGCAGCUCGAUUUGCCGCAGAUCGCGGUGGUGGGCGGCCAGAGCGCGGGCAAGAGCUCCGUGCUCGAGAAUUUCGUCGGCAAAGACUUCUUGCCAAGAGGUUCAGGUAUUGUGACAAGGAGACCGCUCAUCUUACAACUGAUUAACAGCCCAACUGAAUUUGCAGAGUUUUUACAUUGCAAAGGUAAAAAGUUUGUGGAUUUUGAAGAGGUACGGAAGGAAAUCGAAGCAGAAACAGACAGGGUGACUGGAAGUAACAAGGGUAUUUCUAAUAUACCAAUUAAUCUCAGAGUAUAUUCACCCAACGUUCUAAAUUUGACAUUAAUCGAUUUGCCUGGACUUACAAAAGUACCAAUCGGAGAUCAGCCAGCAGAUAUAGAAUCCCAAAUUAAGGCCAUGAUCUUUCAGUUUAUUAAACGUGAAAAUUGUCUUAUAUUGGCAGUUACACCAGCCAAUACUGAUUUAGCCAACAGUGAUGCUCUGAAACUUGCUAAAGAAGUAGAUCCACAAGGUGUACGUACAAUUGGUGUUAUUACUAAACUGGAUCUCAUGGAUGAUGGCACCGACGCGAGAGAUAUUUUGGAAAAUAAGUUGUUGCCAUUGAGAAGAGGUUACAUUGGUGUCGUCAAUAGAAGUCAAAAAGAUAUAGAAGGACGGAAGGAUAUCAAAAAUGCUUUAGCUGCUGAGCGAAAGUUUUUCCUCAGCCAUCCAGCUUAUCGUCAUUUAGCAGACAGGUUAGGUACACCAUAUUUACAGAGAGUUCUAAAUCAACAAUUAACAAAUCAUAUCAGGGAUACCUUGCCAGCUUUAAGAGAUAGAUUACAAAAGCAGCAGCUAGCUUUAGAGAAAGAUGUCGAGCAAUACAAACAUUUCAGACCCGAUGAUCCCGCAAUCAAAACAAAGGCUAUGUUACAGAUGAUACAGCAGCUUCAAUCAGAUUUUGAGAGAACUAUAGAAGGUUCAGGUUCAGCACAAAUUAAUACUAAUGAACUCAGUGGCGGCGCGAAGAUCAAUAGACUUUUCCACGAACGUUUCCCAUUCGAAAUUGUUAAAAUGGAAUUUGAUGAAAAAGAAUUAAGGAGAGAAAUCGCUUUUGCCAUUAGAAAUAUACAUGGUAUCAGGGUAGGAUUAUUCACUCCAGAUAUGGCUUUUGAGGCAAUAGUCAAGAAACAAAUAAACAGACUUAAAGAACCAAGUCUCAAAUGUGUAGAUUUAGUUGUGCAAGAACUUAGUAAUGUUGUACGCAUUUGUACAGAUAGGAUGUCACGUUAUCCCAGACUAAGAGAAGAGACGGAACGUAUCAUAACGACACACAUCAGGCAGCGUGAACAAAUGUGUAAAGAGCAGCUAAUUUUGCUAGUGGAUUGUGAACUUGCAUAUAUGAAUACGAAUCAUGAAGAUUUCAUUGGUUUUGCAAAUGCCCAGCAAUCCUCGGAGAACGCCGUUAAAUCUGGACGACAUACAUUAGGCAACCAAGUAAUUCGUAAAGGCUAUAUGUGCAUACAUAAUCUCGGUAUUAUGAAGGGUGGCUCGAGAGAUUAUUGGUUUGUUUUAACAUCAGAGAGUAUCUCCUGGUUCAAGGAUGAAGAAGAACGUGAGAAGAAGUACAUGUUGCCUCUGGAUGGACUGAAAUUGCGUGAUUUAGAACAAGGUUUCAUGUCGCGACGUCAUUUAUUUGCGUUAUUCAAUCCAGAAGGAAGAAAUGUUUAUAAAGAUUACAAGCAACUGGAGUUGAGUUGUGAAACUCAAGAUGAUGUUGACUCCUGGAAGGCGUCAUUCCUAAGGGCUGGUGUAUAUCCUGAAAAAUCAACAGAACAAGCAAAUGGCGAAGGAGAGGGUGGAACAGAAGGUCAAUCAUCGAUGGAUCCUCAAUUAGAGCGUCAGGUGGAAACUAUCAGGAAUUUAGUUGAUUCUUACAUGAAGAUUGUCACAAAAACUACACGUGAUUUAGUUCCAAAGACGAUUAUGCAUCUUAUUAUUAACAACGCUAAAGACUUCAUUAAUGGAGAAUUAUUGGCACAUCUAUAUGCAAGUGGCGAUCAGGCUUCAAUGAUGGAAGAAUCUCCUGAAGAGGCGCAGAAACGAGAAGAGAUGUUACGCAUGUAUCACGCUUGUAAAGAAGCCCUUCGUAUCAUCGGAGAUGUUUCCAUGGCUACAGUUUCAACUCCAGUACCACCACCAGUGAAGAACGAUUGGCUAGUAUCCGGCGACAAUCCAAGAUUAUCGCCACCAUCUCCUGGUGGUCCAAGACGCGGAGUGACACAGCCACCACCUAUUUCUAGCUCACGAGCCCCACCACCGGUACCUGGAAGCGGUCGGCCGGCGCCAGCCAUUCCUAAUAGACCUGGUCCGGGUGGACCACCACCAACUCGAGCAAACCCUGGCCUACCUCCACCUAUGAUACCCUCUCGAGGGGGUGGUCUACAACAGAGGGUGACACAAGCUGCGACACAGGCUGCAGCGCAGGCCGCCGUGAACGAGCUGAUGGAUGCGUUCAAGAUCAAGCGUCCCGUACCCAAUAUUCCCCCCCGAAUUCCUGACAGACCGUACUCUGGCCGACUAAAUUGAGCUAGUCCGACACAGCAACGGAAUAUGAGACAACAGCCUGUGCAACACAAGCUGCACCUGUAACAGAUCCAAGGCAGCAACAAGAGAAAUUUUACCUCAAAUGACGGGCCAUGAAAAAUCAGAGAUCCCGCAAGGUAAAACUGAAGAAUUCUUCAGUUUUGUGAUGAGGACAAGAAGAUCUCUUAAGACGAGCGUUUCGUAUUACUCUGAUCUGAACAGCCUCGACAUUAAGUUGUUGACGUUUGCUGGCAGAGACAGAAGUCACGGGAAGUAGCCAGAACCGCAAGAGAAUUAUUCGUGCAGAGAUAAGGAGGAGCAAGGCUGUGUUAUGCGAAUACUAGAGGAGAAAGAGGGACCAAGAAAUGAAAGACAGAUGUAGAAAAACAAAUUCACAAGUCUGUUUUUCUAUGAUCAAGACAACCCGAAAGAUACCAUCAGUUUUUUCUUCACUUCUUUCUCUGAUGUAUACUUUGUCUUCUACCUUUAUUUAUGUACAGUUAGAUCUACGUUAGAUUACGAUGUAGCUCUAAGUAUUAACGCCGCGCUCGACACGCGCUAGGUGUGUUUUUAAAGAAAUAAUCGCGUUCGAAACAAGAGAUCUUACGACAAGAAGGACUAUCCAUUCAGAUGCGUUUCUAUUCAACGAUUUAAAAAGCCAUUUAAAAUCACGAUUAUCAGUAUUAUAAACAAGUUAGGGCUAUCAAGUAAUCAAGUAGCACGAUAAUGUUGCGAGUUUAUUCAAGAAAUGGAGUUGAAAUAUUACUAUAUAAUUUAGUUCUGAUUAACAGCCGUGAAACUAUCAAAUAGAUGUCUUGAAAACUUUGCUACGUUAAAUAUUUUAUUUCUCUUUUUAUCUUUUUUCCUUUGCGAUAUCUAGAAUAUGCGGUAUGUCUUUCUUAUUGUAAGUUCUGAAAUAUUGUAAAAGUGAUUCUUUCAUAUACGAGACGAGUAUAGGCAACUCAAUUACCUCGAAUGUAAAAAAGUUUAGAGAGACUAAGUUACAUUUCGUAAAGGGGAAACGAAGAUUUUACAAUUGAACACGCUAUCAGCAUUCCAGAGAGAGUUCACUUAUAUAAAAUUAUACAGAAAAAUGAAUUGUGAUCAUCGCAUAUUAUUAUUGUGAUGAAAUUGAUCUGCUUGUGAUCAUUUCAUCAAGGAGAUCAGUACAAUAGUGAUGCUAUAUUUAAGGAUCUUUAAAGAUUCUGCGACAUACAACGAAAUGUAAAAUGUAUAGAAUCAUCGCAUUAAGUAAUGUAAGAGACAAAAUGAAAAAUUGAUAUUUAUUUCAAA
Molecule: messenger RNA, 4708 nt
Organism: Pogonomyrmex barbatus (red harvester ant)
Lineage: Eukaryota; Metazoa; Arthropoda; Insecta; Hymenoptera; Formicidae
Gene: shi
Product: dynamin-1 shibire
Biological process (GO): synaptic vesicle budding from presynaptic endocytic zone membrane; receptor internalization
Cellular component (GO): plasma membrane; cytoplasm; microtubule
Molecular function (GO): GTP binding; microtubule binding; GTPase activity
Source: RefSeq, a predicted model, not a curated record